This is a messenger RNA of Pocillopora verrucosa, 1126 nucleotides long. NCBI's taxonomy places the organism in Eukaryota, Metazoa, Cnidaria, Anthozoa, Scleractinia, Pocilloporidae. The record is from RefSeq and is a predicted model, not a curated record.
GUCUAAACAGCGUUUGAGCUGUACCCCAUUAUCAGAUAAACAACUAGCUCGGUUCAUCGUGCACUUCAACACUGAAGGCAAAACAAUUUCAUUUGAGGUCAGUACCGGCUUAUUCCAACCUACCGAACGAUGAUGACGCAAAGAAGUCAAGAUGUGUCGUUGUUUUCAAGGCGUAAUGAAAAGUUCCUGUUCACAGCAACGGUUGGUUUGAUAAUUUUCUGUUUCACAGGGACUAUUACCGCUCUGGUUCUCAUCUUUGUUUUACUCUGCCCUAAAUGCAGUUCGCCAGACUCCUUAGCAGCAUCCAUUUACUGGGGUGCCGCUAUUUUUUUGCUUUGUAUUGGAGUGGGAACACUGGUGAUGUUAGUUUAUUUAAGAAAGACAGGAACCGUUUCUAAUCGUCAAGCUGUAAUAUGUCGGGUUCCAACUGCAGACUUAGAAAAAUCUCCGACUCCAGUCUUGAAUAAUAAUCAUAUUCCGCAACGUCAGCCGUGUGAUAGUCCUUCUUCUUCAAUAGAUUUGCCGGAUUAUUUCACCGCUAUUCAAGUUUACUGCGGGGUCAAUUCAACCGUAAACGUGGACGAUGCGUUACUGGAAGAAGUCCCUAGGACACCACCACCUUGUUACGAAAUGGCGCUCGAACUAGCGGCCUUGCCCCGAGGCCAACCACCUGCAAGUAUCGUACAAGACGUUUAACCAGCUUGGAGAUAUUCAUUGUUCAUGGGCCGACGAAUUAUUUCUGAACAUCUAACACUAGUAAUCAAGAAGAAGCCUAGAAACGCGACUGAAAGACAACAUGUACAGAUUACACAUGAGAUGAGUUUCGAAAAAAAAUACGGGAUUGCGUUGAUAUGGUUUUGCCUUACUUACGCCCUGCGCGAACCUAUGGAUUAUCACCCGUUUAUCAUCCAGCAAAGAGGACGCGGAAAAAUAAAAGAUCUAAUCAGCAGAAAAAUAGCUCAGCACGUGCGUUUUAAAACUUUGUACAUUUCUCAGCUGUCAAAACAACAAUGUGAAAUCACCACAAUUUGCGUCGUCUGCGAACCGAAACCGCGAUGGCAAAUUAUUUUAAUUUCCAUUUUGAACUCAACGCUUCUUUUUAUACAUUAUGAAAUUGAAAUUCUAA